AUGGAUUCUAGUGUGAUGUCAAACACCUCUUGUGAUGGCGGCAUAGACAGUGAUCGAAAUUCUGAUAGUAGUAGUAUGAUUGUAGACCCUGUAAGUCUUGAUCAAAAAGAUUUAUCAUCUCGUCUAAGUAAAGGCUUUGAUGUAUCAUCUCAUUUUGUAGAAAUAGCUACAACUACGGUGAAAUCUCGUAAUAGGAAUAUUAAAAAAACAUUGACGAUGAUAUCUGAAACACAAAAAACUGAACAAUCUCCAACGUAUACGGCAGAAAAAAUGACUUCAACACAAAUCAAACCACCGUAUUCAUACAUUGCUCUUAUAACAAUGGCGAUUCUUCAAUCACCUCAAAAGAAACUUACUUUAAGUGGUAUCUGUGAGUUUAUAAUGGCUAGGUUUCCGUACUAUCAUGAAAAAUUUCCUGCUUGGCAAAACUCAAUACGGCAUAAUUUAUCUUUAAAUGAUUGUUUUAUAAAAAUACCGCGAGAGCCUGGAAAUCCAGGUAAAGGGAAUUAUUGGACAUUAGAUCCAUUAGCUGAAGAUAUGUUUGAUAACGGUAGCUUCUUGCGACGAAGAAAACGAUAUAAGAGACCACCACCACAUUAUGUCCUUCGAGAUCGUGCUAUAAUGGCAACAUUUGCAAUAUGUGGAGAUCGUAAUGGCUACCCUGUAGGUGAUCAUUCUGGAGGAUUUGCUUAUCCUGGUGUUUCUUCUAAUGCUUAUCUUACUCCUCCACAUCGACUUCCAAUCCUCGAUUUUCCACCGUCGACGCUAGAAGCUCUAAAACUAAGUGCUUUUAUAGAAACUCCACCACCACUGUACAAGCCUGUACCAAUUAUUGCACCUCAUCAACAUAUUCGUCAAUUAGUUAAUAACACAACAUCAGCACUUCCAAUGACAAUGACGACAAUGACGAGUAUUCCUGGUCGACUUGCUAUUUCUGUAACUUCUGGUGCUGUUGAUAAAAAAACAAGCUUCAGCAUAGAAGCCCUUAUCGGCAAAAAAACUCAGUCAGAUCAAAACAUUAAUGAUCUCCUUGAUCUUAGUCCCUCUGAGCAACGAGAAAUAGGCAGUCAAGCAUCUGCUUUUUCACCACUUGUUUAA
Cotesia congregata is the source of this 1098-nucleotide messenger RNA. The record is from the annotation of a GenBank genome assembly. Lineage: Eukaryota; Metazoa; Arthropoda; Insecta; Hymenoptera; Braconidae.